AUGGAAACUAGUUACUGGACAGAUGCCCUGUGCUUGCACCGGAGCUACGCCGCUCGCAGAGUUUUUUUAGCCCGACAUUUCCUUUGUUCAAUCAUCCUUGAUUCUUCACCCCCUCAACUGCGCCCCUCAUUUUCAACAUCUCAAGCCAUGGCAAAUCCCGAAUUUAUUUAUUGCACUAUCUGCGGCAUGACCUUACUUGAUGAUGCCUGUGUCGUCUAUUCUGGUCCUCACUGGCCCGGUGCCGAUUUUCAUUCUAAGAAAGUCUCGGACCAAGAACUUACUCGCUACGAGGCCAUGGCCGAAAGCCAAUACGGCAAAGCAAUACUUUCUACUGGCCAUGUGACCUAUCCUCCAGAGGCAUAUGACGAACUCAGGCGGAGUGAAGAUCUUCCAGACGGUGUCGCUCCAGCAAAGAUGUAUAUUGCUAUUCAUCCAGCUUGUGAAGACGUGGCCAAACGAGCCAUCAAGACUUUAUCCACUGCCAAGAUCCGCUCUAUUGGUGAUCUUUGGUUGGCUUUGGAACGUCGUUGUGCCGGUUAUCUCAACUGGGCCUGGCAACAGGAAGCCAUGGGACGUGAUAUCAGAUUUAUUCCCUUCAUUCCCUAUAAUGCGAUUGAUGAGCCUGGCCUUCAUGGUUAUUAUGCCCCCCUUUAUUGCCUUAUACACACUGGCGAUGAAUGGGAAGGAUGGUGGGAUGAGAACCCUGUCGACAUUCCCAACUUGACCACAGAAUUGAUGUCAAACCUCGAGAGACUUGAACAUAACCCGACCCCAAAGCUUAAAGAACUCUUGGAACUUUCUCCAAACGAGAUCGAGAACCACAUACACAGCUUUGUGCAGGACGGAGAAUUCUCGCUUGAUUGCAACUAUCUCAUGCCUCAGUCCAUGUGGGCCCAAGUAUUUUUCCGUAUUCCCUUCCUCUGGGAUCUUGACAUCGAUACUGUAUAUCGAAAGACCGGGUCGAGCAAGGAUGAUCUGGAGAGUUGGAAUUGGGAGAAGCUCACGAGGCAGGUUAUGAGCCGCGUCGAGGUAUCGCAUGACGUUAGGCCCUGGGUUGAUGAUGAGGAGGCAUGGGAUUAUUCGGAUGUUGGGUUAAAUGUUCCUGGCGGUUUUACCAAUCGCCGGAGAAUUUGGCAAAUUCUGGAAGAACUGCAUCCAGAUGUGGCGCUUUGGAGGCACAAGGAUUUAUUCAGCGACCCUGCUGAAGAAAAUGAUUGUCUUUCCUUGGCUACCGGAUAUUGA
This is a messenger RNA of Fusarium poae, 1242 nucleotides long. RefSeq lists its product as uncharacterized. Bases 1 to 1242 code for a protein of 413 amino acids. The record is from RefSeq and is a predicted model, not a curated record. The transcript is spliced from 5 exons. Lineage: Eukaryota; Fungi; Ascomycota; Sordariomycetes; Hypocreales; Nectriaceae.